Messenger RNA from Megalops cyprinoides (Indo-Pacific tarpon), 1439 nucleotides. Its product is annotated as G-protein coupled estrogen receptor 1. Gene Ontology annotation, cellular component: membrane. Lineage: Eukaryota; Metazoa; Chordata; Actinopteri; Elopiformes; Megalopidae. Gene Ontology annotation, biological process: G protein-coupled receptor signaling pathway; cellular response to estradiol stimulus. Gene Ontology annotation, molecular function: G protein-coupled receptor activity; nuclear estrogen receptor activity. The coding region runs from base 241 to 1314 and encodes 357 amino acids. The record is from RefSeq and is a predicted model, not a curated record. The transcript has a single exon.
AUGUGGAGCCUUCUGUCGCCGUUGUCUCACAUUAACAGAGAAGCCCUAGAGUGAAAAUGGGACCAAGCAACCCUUGAACAGCGGCUGAACCAUACAGACUGGCGUGAGAAUGCCGACCCUGUUUAGAUGACAGACCAUCUUCUCAGAAAGAGAAGGGGGAUUUAUGCCAGCUUAAAGAUGUAGCAGCAGUAAGCUAGCAGCUAUGUGACCAGUGAUCCAGGGCAGUCAAACAAAGAGACAAUGAGCAUGGAAGUGCAGACACCCUUUCUGGUUCAGAUUUACGACAACAGCACAGAGUGGCUGAACACGUCCACGGGCUACAACGCUACAACAAGUCUGUCUGAGAGUACAGACGCCAAUGAGUUCUACAUCGUCAGCCUCUUCCUCUCCUGCCUCUACACCAUCUUCCUCUUCCCCAUCGGCUUCAUCGGGAACAUUCUUAUCCUGGUGGUCAACUUCAACCACAGGGACAAGAUGACCAUACCGGACCUGUACUUUGUCAACCUGGCAGUGGCCGACCUCAUCCUGGUGGCCGACUCGCUGAUCGAGGUCUUCAACCUGAACGAGAAGUACUACGACAUCGCGACCCUCUGCACCUUCAUGUCCCUCUUCCUGCAGGUCAACAUGUACAGCAGCAUCUUCUUCCUGACAUGGAUGAGCUUCGACCGGUAUGUGGCGCUGGCCAGCUCCAUGAGCAGCAGCCCCCUGCGGACCAUGCAGCACGCCAAGCUCAGCUGCGGCCUCAUCUGGAUGGCCUCCAUCCUGGCCACCCUGCUGCCCUUCACCAUCGUGCAGACCCAGCACACGGGCGAGGUGCACUUCUGCUUCGCCAACGUCUUCGAGAUCCAGUGGCUGGAGGUGACCAUCGGCUUCGUGGUGCCCUUCUCCGUCAUCGGCCUGUGCUACUCGCUGAUCGUGCGCAUCCUCAUGCGGGCGCAGAAGCACCGGGGCCUGUGGCCCAGGCGGCAGAAGGCCCUGCGCAUGAUCGUGGUGGUGGUACUGGUGUUCUUCAUCUGCUGGCUGCCCGAGAACGUCUUCAUCAGCAUCCAGCUGCUGCGGGGCACGGCCGACCCCGCCCGCCGCAGCGCCGCCACGCUCUGGCACGACUACCCGCUGACCGGCCACGUCGUCAACCUGGCCGCCUUCUCCAACAGCUGCCUUAACCCCAUCAUCUACAGCUUCCUGGGGGAGACCUUCAGGGACAAGCUGCGCCUCUUCAUCAAGCAGAAGGCCAGCUGGACCGUGCUGUACCGCCUAUGCCACCACACUCUAGAUUUACGGAUCCCUGACAGGAGCGAGGUCUCCGAGGUUUAACGCCGAACGUGCGGUGACAGAGUACCUUCAGAAGCUGUGAAGCAUGAAGGGCUGUGAAUUCUGCGUUAAACACAGGGCAACUUAGCAGAAAUCACACCCAGGAUGAACCUGAGAAUGAAAAUCUC